Molecule: messenger RNA, 1695 nt
Organism: Plasmodium coatneyi
Lineage: Eukaryota; Apicomplexa; Aconoidasida; Haemosporida; Plasmodiidae
Exons: 1
Coding region: 1-1695 (564 amino acids)
Cellular component (GO): nucleus; cytoplasm
Molecular function (GO): protein binding
Source: RefSeq, a predicted model, not a curated record
AUGGUCAUAAUGGCAGAGGAAGAAUAUCAGAAUGUUCCCCCUGAAAAUAACAACAGUAACCUGGAUGAUGAGAUCGAUGACCUGAUUUAUUACGUAAGGACGGGCGACAUUGUGGAAGUUAAGAAAAUCCUUGAACACGGAAAUAUAAGCUCAAUUAACAAUGUGAAGGACGAAAAUGGGAACACCCUCCUUCAUUUUGCAUGCGCAAAUAAUAAUGUGGACAUGAUUCGCUUUCUGCUAUACGAAUGCGCAAUUGGACAUAACCAACUGAAUGCCAGUGGGAAUAGCCCCCUCAUGUGGGCCAUACAGAAUAAACAUUGUGAAGCUGUGAAGGAAGUGCUACUCUUCGACUACCUUUUAUAUAGCAAAGAAUAUACCACAGUGGAAAGAAAAAAGAACGAACUGUAUGAACAUAUGAAGGAAGAUUUUUUACCAAUGUCCCUCAUGAAGGAAGAAUACAAGCUGAAUGCCCAUGUUAAAAAUAAAAUAAACUCGAUGAAUUUUUUCGGGAGCAUUCUCACGGACGAUCAGAGCGGCAGUAGGCAGAAUGUCGGGGGUGCUACUUUAAAUGGCCAGGGAGAAAAAUGGGGGAGGCAAAUUAACCUGUACAAGGAAGCCAACAAAAUCGACCUACUGAAGAAAAACGAAUUCAGCAAGAGCAUUCUGUCGGAGGCCUUCAACGCCCAGGACGAAAAUAUUUUGCACCUCGUUCUGAGCCACCCCAUGUCGAGUGUGCUGGACGAGCAAGAUAAAAACGCGAUGGAUGGCAUAAACGGUGUAGGCAACUGUCAGGACAGCGCACCCAGUAGGCAUAACGGAGAAGCCUUCACGACGAACCUGGAGGAUGCAAAAAUAAUUCAGGAGUGCACCCAUCAGUUGCUCAUCAACGAAAAGGCAAAAGUAAAAAACGCGGAAAGCGAAGAAGAGGCCAUUAUACGGAUAAGAGAAAUUGGACUAAACUAUUUUGGAAAUUCAUUUGAGGAUGGAAAAACAUCAGGAGAAGAGAUCCAUUCGCAUAAUGACAUUACCGGGAUUAAUAUUUGGGAGUGUUGCCUCAUGAUGAGCAAAUGGAUCUCCGACUUGUGCCUCGAAAAUAGCACACCAUUCAGCAACAAAGUAGUGUUGGAACUUGGUGCAGGAAGUGGACUAGGGAGCAUUUCGCUCUUCACGCAUGCAAACAUUUUUCGCAACGGAACUGGUCAAGGACCGGACCAAGUAGUCAUAAGCGAUGUAAACCCGUUCACUCUAAAUAACAUUUCGCAUAAUGUCCUAUUAAACGAGGAACUCUUUAGCAAACUAGAUCCAACAUGGAGGAAUAAAAUAAAAGUAUGCAACAUCGAUUGGACCGAUGAAAAUACGUACCCACGUGAAAAGGAACAAAUUGUCACAUAUGACUACAUUAUUGGGAGUGAUUUAAUAUACGAUAAGAAAAUUGUACCGUCACUUAUCCAUAUAAUUAACUUAACUUUGAAAACAAAGGGUAUUUUUCUCUAUUUGUGUAGAAAGAACAGGGAUGGGUCACAAGAAUUCCUCGAACAAUUAAAAAGGGGAAAUUACGACAUACAAUUGUUCACCCCCCCGAGUCACUACUUCAUCAGCCCCUUCCUCAACUUAAGCCAGGACCUGUAUGAGGCAAAAUUCUCCGAAUUUACCGACACCUCCAACUUCGUCAUGAUGCGCUGCCAGAAAUAUUGA